AAUCAAAAUCGAGAACCCGUAAUUUGGGGUUUUGGAUACGAUUUGUAGAAAGGGGUGAGAUAUUCAGGUCGCGUAGUUGAUGCAGAGUUUCAAUGGCGACUUACUUGAUACCAAAUGCUCUGCCCAAGCUCUCUCCCAUGGCUCUAUCUGUCGCCACCUCUGUUUCUUCUCCCUCAUUCGCUCCAAUGGCAUCGGAGCAGCGCAAAGCGGUUUCCAAGAAACUCUCUGCCAAAGCUACGAAAACUCUCUCUCCAAAUCCACCGCUAACGGUCUCCAGCUCUGGCACUAUAGCUACCAAUGCAUCUCCGUCCAAGCCUCUCAAGAAGGUUCUGGUUCCUAUCGGUUUUGGAACUGAGGAGAUGGAAGCUGUUAUUAUAGUUGAUGUUUUGCGUCAAGCUGGAGCCGCCGUGACUGUGGCGUCGGUGGAACCAGAGCUUGAAAUCGAAGCUUCUGGGGGUAUGAAAUUGGUCGCUGAUACCUUAAUCAAUUCAUGCUCCAAUGAAGUUUUCGACCUCGUUGCUUUGCCUGGAGGGAUGCCUGGCUCUGUGAGAUUAAGGGAUUGCGAAAUACUGCGGAAAAUUACCAGCAGACAAGCUGAGGAGAAGAGGCUGUAUGGAGCUAUAUGUGCUGCUCCAGCAGUCACCCUUCUGCCAUGGGGUCUUGUAAGAAGAAAACAGACUACUUGUCACCCUGCAUUCACUGACAAGCUCCCAACAUUCUGGGCUGUUAAAUCAAAUAUUCAAGUAUCAGGAGAGCUUACGACAAGCCGUGGUCCAGGAACUACUUUCGGAUUUGCCUUAGCUUUAGUUGAGCAGCUGCAUGGAGAAUCCGUUGCUAAGGAGGUUGGAGAAUUAUUGCUGAUGGAUUCUGAGAAUGAUUGCCAACGGAAGGAAGAGUUCAACAAAGUUGACUGGUCCGUUGAUCAUACUCCUCGUGUUCUUAUACCAAUUGCAAAUGGCUCUCAAGGGAUCGAACUGGUAACCAUUGCUGAUAUUUUGAGGCGAGCUAAGGUGGAUGUCGUGAUUGCUUCAGUUGAAAAGUCCCUUCAGAUUUUGGCAUCAACAGGAACAAAAGUUGUUGCUGACAAGUUGAUUAAAGAAGCUGCAGAAUCAAUAUAUGAUAUAAUUAUUCUACCGGGAGGAGCCGCGGCAGAUGAGCGACUUUCCAAAUCCAGGAUCCUCAAGAAGAUGCUCAAAGAACAGGAUUCUGCCAAAAGGAUAUAUGGUGCAGUCUGCUCUUCACCUGCAGUUCUGUUUAAACAGGGUCUACUGAAGGACAAGAGAGCAACUGCUUAUCCAUCUCUGGAAACUGAGUCAGCGGAUGAAGUAAAUGCUGCAAAAGUAAUUAUUGAUGGUAGACUGAUAACGAGCAAGGGAUUUUACAAUGUAAUAGAUUUCACAUUGGCUAUUGUAAGCAAGUUUUUUGGUCAUGCGAGAGCAAGAAGUGUAGCAGAAGGUUUGGUUUUCGAGUAUCCCAGAGCUGGAUGACGUCCCAAAGGAAAGCGAUUUUCAAGUAACAAAAAGUGCUCGUACAGUUGCACAACCUCUCCUUCCAAGAAACGACCAAGGAGCACAUAAAAUCAUCCAUUGUCUGGUAGAUUAAGCCUUAAAAACAUGGUCAGUGGUCACUGAAAUUGCCAGCUGCAGCCAACUCCGUGCAUCGUGCAGGUUCAUAACGUGUUGGCUGAGAGACACUAUAAACUUCAAUUCUUCAAGAGAUGAGUAUGUUAAGUAAGCCUUUUGCAGAUACUCUUAACAACUGGAGGAACUUUUGGAUUGGAGCUGCUUCACACAGAUGUUUUGUCCAGACAGACAAGGCCCCAUCUCUCUAUGUGAACCGUGACAAAAAUUUCAUUAUGAAAGCAUGAGCACAAAAUGAAGUUUCUCUGAAAUUUUAUCCUGUAUUAUUACUGUUUUGUGCAGGUGGAUUAUAAUUUCUCACUGCACUUAUUUUUAAGCCUCAGCAUACUAUUUUUGUUGCUUUUGAAGCUGUAUCUGCACAUUAUUUUAGUAAUCUAUACAGGGUUUUCCCA
Messenger RNA from Momordica charantia (bitter melon), 2032 nucleotides. It is a transcript of the gene DJ1C, whose product is annotated as Class I glutamine amidotransferase-like superfamily protein. Gene Ontology annotation, cellular component: cytoplasm. The record is from RefSeq and is a predicted model, not a curated record. Gene Ontology annotation, biological process: glyoxal metabolic process. NCBI's taxonomy places the organism in Eukaryota, Viridiplantae, Streptophyta, Magnoliopsida, Cucurbitales, Cucurbitaceae.